AUGUUUCUAACGAAUGAAUAUUUUGAAGUUACUUGGGAUACAGACUGCGAACUUCUAGCCAAUUCUUGUUUGGAUGAAUGGCUAAUUUUACCUGAAUAUCCUGUUAUGUAUGGAUAUUUUCAAUUUGUCUACUUGACCAAUCGAUCAAUUAAUGAAUUUAAAAUCAAUGUCGCACCUGACUUUGUAUGUUUUGACGCACAGAAAUGUCCUACACUAUUAUCUCGAAUAGUUUCGAUUAAAAUAAUCGAUGGUCUUACGUGUUGCCGCACUUUUGACUUGUUUCCAGAAUAUCCAAGAGAACAUUUCCAUAUGUUGAAUAUAGAAUUCUUGCAGCUCUAUCGUGUAUGUUCGGCAACUGGUAAUGAAAUGUCAUGUGCAAAUUCAUCUUAUUUUCAUUGUAAUCAAUCUUUAAAAUGCAUUUCAUAUAAUCGCGUUGGUGAUGGAUUCAGAGAUUGUUAUUAUUAUGAAGAUGAAUCAUUUCCUACAUGUCAUCUGAAUAUCUCAAAUCAGUUUAGAUGCACGUCAGAUCCAACCAAGUGCUUGUUACCUGUAGCGAUUGGUAAUGGAUAUCCUGAUUGUCCACAAGGAGAGGAUGAGGCAAGUGAGAAUAUAUAUGGCAUCCAGCGACAAAUUCCAUUUUCAUCUAUAUGUGACAUAACUCCACACAUUUUAGACGCAGACGGGAAUGAAACUGAUGAAACAAACUGUGAAUGGUGGCCAUGUUAUACUGCAUACUCACAUUGUGAUGUGUUAUGGGAUUGUCAUAAUGGCAUCGAUGAACUUAACUGUCCCAAUAUGAAUUGCUCAUUGAAUGAAUUUCAAUGCAAAAAUGAUGGUUUAAAUUUAACGUAUUGUUUACCAUUAGUUCACAUGUUUCAUAAGCGGAGAGAUGAUUGUACGAACGAUGAGACUAUUCGAGAACUCUAUUUCUACAAUAGGACAAGUGACAUUAGCAAAUCUUACUACUCAUUUAACAAAUCCAAAUGUAUCACUGAAAACAGUAUUUGUGAUCGUUAUUCAGAAAGAGCAAAUGCACAAGAAGAGGUAUGCUUUAAAAAUCAAAAAGUCUCCAUACAAGUCGAUUUCGAUAGUAAAAUCUAUACAGUUGAUAAUAAUAGUACAUACUUAUGUAGUCUUCAACCUAACAUGGAGAUAUUCUUCGCUUUGACUGAUCGUUUCUUGACUCCUUCACGACUUGGCUAUUUUCCAUCAGCAACAUCUGCAACUUCUGUUCAAAAGUUUAUCGACACUUAUCAAUCGAAAACGAAUAUUCCUAAGAUAGAUAUUUCACUCGCUUGGUACUGUCAUUAUGGUGUUCUCACUCUAUUCAAUGGCGUUAAUAAAAACAAAGCAUGUCUUUGUCCACCAAGUUAUUUUGGUUCUCAAUGUCAAUGGCAAAGUCAACGUGUGAGUUUGACUUUACAGUUUAGAACACAAAAUGUUAUUUCUUCUUCGCUUAUUUUUCAAUCAGUCAUCAUGCUCAUUGACGAACAAGGAAGUAUUGCACCAAACUAUGAACAAAUAACAUAUAUAGCUGGUCAUGAUUGUAAUACAAAAUUUAAUAUUUAUCUACUUUAUCCACAUCGUCCCAAACGUUCAUCAGCAAAUUAUUUUAUUCGUAUUGAUCUUUUUGAUAAAUCAACAUUAGAUUAUUGGACAAGUUGGUAUUUGCCAAUUUCGUUUCAGUUUCUUCCUGUUAAUCGAAUAUCAACUCAGUUAGUUAUUCCUGAAGUACCCGAAAAUAAACUAUGUACACUGUCUUGUGGAAAACAUGGUCGAUGUAUGAAAUAUACAAAUAUGAAUAACUUAUUUUUUUGUCGAUGUGAUCAAGGAUAUGCUGGUAUUUUCUGUAAUAUUACAUAUCAAUGUCAAUGUUCAAAUGACUCAUUUUGUCUUGCUCCAUCUAUCUGUGUAUGUCCUUUGAAAAAGUUCGGCUCACAUUGUUAUUUGAAAAGAUCGAUAUGUCAAUCAAUGAACAAUCCAUGUCAACACGAUGGACUUUGUAUACCAAUUGAUAAUCGCAUUGAUUUGUAUGGAUUUAUUUGUGUUUGUAAAGAAGGUUAUCAAGGUACACGAUGUCAAUAUAAAAGCAAUCAAAUUGAUAUUCAUAUAGAUGAGACAAUACUAACAAUAAGUUCAUCAUUCAUUCUACAUUACAUAAUAGCAUAUGACAGAUUAACAAAACAUGAACGAAUAACUACACUAAAAAAGAUUGCUUUCGGUUACAAUACUAUGACCAUUUAUGUACAACAACCAUUUAACAUUCUUUUCAUACAAAUACCUGAUGGUAAUUAUUAUCUAACAGUAUUAAGAGAAAGAUUUAUACUAUCAGAAUAUAUUCGUACUACAAUAUCAUCAAAAAAUCGUUGUUAUCCAGUUUUUGAUCUUUUUAAUGAUACUUUUCGUCAGUUUGAAUAUCUACGUCAGGUAAAAUAUUAUCCACUUUUAUGUCGUCAAGAUCCACAAUUGAUGUGCUUUUAUGAUGAAUACUUCAUGUGUAUAUGUGAUAGUGAUCAUUUCUCAAAUUGUUUCCAAUUUAAUAAUACGAUAAAAUAUAAUUGUAAUGGAAAAAAUCUUUGUUAUAAUAAUGGUCAAUGUUUUCUCAACAAUGAAACCUGCCCAACAGCAUUCAUUUGUAUGUGUAAUGAUUGUUACUAUGGAAGACAAUGUCAAUUUUCAACAAAAAAUUUCAUUUUUUCACUCGAUCCAAUUCUUGGAUAUCAUAUUAAACCAAGUAUUUCACUUCAUCGACAGCCAUUUAUUGUCAAAUUCAGCAUUGCUAUUACUACAAUUAUGUUGAUAUUAGAAUUAAUCAUGGGUUCAUUGUCUACAGCAACGUUUCGAUUAAAAAACUCAAGACAAGUUGGUUGUGCUUAUUAUCUUCUAGCAUCAUCGAUUAGUUCAAUGUGUAUGAUUAUUGUAUUAACAAUUAAGUUUUGGCAACUUGUUCUUUCACAAAUGUCAAUCAUAACUAAUAGAUCAAUACUUUUUUUAAAUUGUAUUUCAAUUGAAAUAAUUCUUAAAUCUUGUUUAGCAUCAAGUGAAUGGCUGAAUGCUUGUGUAGCUAUUGAAAGAAUGUUUAAUGUUAUUAAAGGUGUGACAUUUAACAAAAAAAAGAGCAGAACAAUGGCUAAACGAAUGAUUUUUGUUGUUAUUAUUUUAACGAUACUGUCACAUAUUCAUGAUCCAGUCAUCGACAAUUGA
Rotaria sp. Silwood2 is the source of this 3204-nucleotide messenger RNA. Lineage: Eukaryota; Metazoa; Rotifera; Eurotatoria; Philodinida; Philodinidae. The record is from the annotation of a GenBank genome assembly.